Aaosphaeria arxii CBS 175.79 is the source of this 2190-nucleotide messenger RNA. RefSeq lists its product as uncharacterized. Gene Ontology annotation, molecular function: protein binding. Lineage: Eukaryota; Fungi; Ascomycota; Dothideomycetes; Pleosporales. The record is from RefSeq and is a predicted model, not a curated record. The transcript has a single exon. The coding region runs from base 238 to 2001 and encodes 587 amino acids.
AUCGAAUAUGAAACCUUUCAUGAAAGCUGUUUCGCCUAUCUUGACUUCGUGUAACAUGCAGAAAACACACAGAGUCAGUGUAUGCGGGGGUACAUUUAUAGCGCGACUUUGCGCGCUUCUGAAGCCUGCAUCCUCUCCUCUUCAACGCGCAUCGGAAUCUACUUAUACUGUGAAUUUCCACAGAGGGGCUCUCAAUCAGAGGACUUUCUACCCACCUCGCCGCUCAAAAUUCUCAUCAUGUCUUUUCUUCAACUCAGCCCAGAACUUGUUCUAGAAAUUGCAGGAUACUUGGAACAGAUCGAUUUACUAAAUGUGUCGCUGGUCUGUAAGGGUCUACGCGAAACGACGAAAUCAUCUCUCCACCGAGAAUACAACAAUGUCCAUAUCAUGGGAAAUUCAUUUGUCGAUGUUAUCAACAGAAUCAUAGAUGGUGAAAUUGAUGGGAGAUCCAUCAAAACCGUACGCUUGCGACCUUGGUUUUCCCUGUCAAGGCUUCUCGACGAGGAUCCAGAUGACCGUCGACGACGAGAACGCAUGAUGACGAAAGACCAAUACCAGAAACUCACAGAAUGUGCAAAGGCCCAAGGAUUGAUCACUGACAUCCUGUCCUUCAAAGAAAGAAGUCCUAUACUGAAAAUAAUGAAAGAUUUCGAAGGAAUGUUGUCGAGGUCGGACGAAUUGGUUUUGCCUCCAAAUGUUUACGACGACGAUAUGAAGGAUGGGGAUGUGCCGUUAGAUCGCAGGUUCUGUGAUCACAUUCGACUAGGACUAGAAGACGCCUUGAUCAUUCUUCUCUUAUCGCUCUCGCCAAAUCUACAAGCUAUCAGGCUCGAUGGGGUGUCCCCAGAUCCCCUUUCUUUGGGCUGGGAUCUAGAUGGCUUCGACUUUCCUGAACUGCGUAGACUGACUGUUUCGGGUGACAGUGGCCUAAUCCCCUUUCAUAUUGCUACCUUGGAACGCCAACUGCUGAGCAAAAAGCUGCAGACACUCGAAAUGAACGUGGCAUCGUGCAGCGUGGUGAACGGACCCAUUAUACCUCUGUAUCUACCCCCUCGAUCGUUGUUCCUGAGCACAAUCCGAUUGGAGUACAGCGCAAUCCCAUAUCCCGAUAUGGAGACCUUGCUCAGAGCCUGUUGCGCUUUGAGAUCAUUCUUCAUGUCCUUGGGUCGCAAGCUUGUGUGCCUCGAGUGUGUGAACCCAGCACAGCUUGUCGAAUCUUUAAGCCGUCACAGGAAAACCUUGGAAUAUUUUGGACUCCGACAAUACCAAAGCGACCACCCGGGCAUGCAAGUGGAUAUCCCAUCACUGGCUGAAUUCACGGCGCUGAAGAAAAUUGAAGUGGAUGCAGAUGACUUCAAGUUCGUCGAAGCAAAUGAGAGCAACUACGACUACCCGGACGAAAAGAAACUUCGCAAUGUACUACCGCCUUCUUUGGAGCAAUUGGACAUACUUUUCGGGGCAGGAUGCGACGGAGUCUCGCUCGCCGAUUUUCAAGACUUUUUAACUGUUCGCGAGAAAACAUGUCCGGCUCUGAAAAGUGUCCGGAUCGUCACUGCCCACCCGAACAAGGUUCGGCGACGUAAGGCUAUACCAGAAAAGCUCACAGAAUCGCUGCGGGUGGAAUAUGUUGGAAUCGAUUCGUUCAUGCGUGGUGAGAGUUGUUUCGUAGAUGCCGAAGGCUACUUUGACACACCUCAAAAGGAGACUCGAUGGAAUGGCACGCAAUAUGUUCAGGUACCUGUGGACUAUACUCGAAGAUUCGAAAUGGAGAAAGCCAUUAGAGAUGGUUAUGAUGGUCUCAGUGAUGAUUCCUCUGAGUACGAACGUAAUUUCGAGUGGGGAUCUUGGGAGGAAAGCGGAGUCGAUGACGACGAUGAGGAGGAUGAAGAUGACGAACAUGGAGGAGCAGAAGCAGAGGGAGACGAUGACAUCGAUGAUGAUGAAGACGAAAAUGAUCAAGGAGGGUCGUCACCUGAUGAUAGCUCAAGCGAUGGUCAUUGAAGGAUUUUAAGACUUUCCUGGCGAUGGUCUCAAUGGUACCGAAUGCUAGAUCUUCUCUAUCAAAUCCUUUAGAGUGCUAUAGCUCUAGUUCCUGCAUCCUUCACCGUUGGUAAAGGCCUAUUGGGAAAACGGCAACAACUCCUCAUUAUGGCGAGCCUAACAUUUUUAUUUGGAACACGUGGAGAGAUU